AACUAUAAAUCCAUUUAUUUUAGCCAGACUUAAAUAUAUUUUAUUUCUGAGGAUUUUUUCGGAAACACUAUUCCGGAAUCCUACCGGAAAUAAGUUGGCAAAUAGAAUAGCAUUUCCUUUUAUGACGAGGCAAUUUCGGGAGAACGGUGAGAUAACAGUCGAGACAACAUUUUAAUUUUUUAUAAGAUUCAGAAGCUACGGAAAAUAAGUUAAAUUGUAGAAAAAACAUGCCAAAAGAAAAAUCAACGAGGGCGAAAAAGAAGAAGGGAGGUGAAGUUAUGAGAAAGGGGCGAACAAAUAAAAAUGUGGAAGGACCAGUUGAAUUUCAAGAGCAGACGACAAUGGAGACAUCAACAAAUAAUGGAUUUGAGGGAGAAAUGGAUGUAUCACCCAGAGAUGAACCAUCGGGAUUCCGCAUGGAGAAUUCCAGGGAAACCAUUCGAGGAAUUGGCUCCACAAGCAAACAAGAUACCAGAAAAAAUACCAGUAGAAUUUCAGCAGUUGAUGUUAGAAAUGAAGUAAACAACUUGUUACAUCUAGCAACAGCCCCAAAUACUCAGGAAACAUACAACCAGGGACUAAGAUGCUUUGAGGAAUUCCAGGAUUCCCUAAACCUUAGCAAAAUAUGGCCCCCUACGUUAGAGCAAAUAGUUCUAUUUAUAGGUUAUAUGUCAGCAAAACAUCUCUCAGUGGCAACAGCUAGAACUUACAUUUCAGCUAUUUCUUACAAACUAAAAAUUCAAAACAAUAGGGAUGAAACUCAAAGCUUUCUGGUUAAGAAACUCUUAGAAGGAUUCAGAAGAAAGGUCAAGAAAAAUGAUGCCAGACUGCCAAUUACAUCAAAUAUAUUAAAUCAAAUACUACAAAGUUUGCACUUGGUUUGUACAAACUACUAUGAAUGCAAACUGUUUCAAGCCGCCUACACUUUAGCAUUUUUUGGUUUCUUUAGAGUUGGAGAAAUGACAGUAAAAAACCAAAAAGAUCUGGGACAUGCAAUUGAAUAUGAAGACAUAACAAUGUUUACAGAAGAAAAUAAAAUCCAAAUAAAAUUAAAGCAUUCCAAAGUGGAUCAAAUAGGGAAUGGAGAAACAAUUACUAUUCAGAAUAGCCAAUUUGGGUCUCAAAUACAACCAAUUAAGAUUAUUCAAGAAUAUCUAGCAAUACGACCUUCAGUGCAGGGGAAGUUGUUCUGUCAUUUUAGUGGACAACCACUAACUAGAUACCAAUUUACGGCAGUUUUAAAUAAAGUUUUGUCGAUAAUAGGGUUAGAAGGUAAAAAAUACAAGUCUCAUUCAUUUAGAAUUGGGGCAGCAACCAGUGCAGCAAUGUUUGGUAUGUCAGAGGAAGAAAUCUGUAAAGCAGGAAGAUGGAAAUCUAAAGCAUACAAAAUUUAUGUUAGGAUGUAAUCAUAAUAUAAAUGUAGGUGUAACCCUUAGGACUGUCAUAUGUU
Molecule: messenger RNA, 1450 nt
Organism: Ostrea edulis (European flat oyster)
Lineage: Eukaryota; Metazoa; Mollusca; Bivalvia; Ostreida; Ostreidae
Exons: 2
Coding region: 228-1406 (392 amino acids)
Biological process (GO): DNA integration; DNA recombination
Molecular function (GO): DNA binding
Source: RefSeq, a predicted model, not a curated record